AUAAUAAUUCACAUUUAAAAGCCUAAAGCACAGUCACAACACAAGCGAAGAGGGGCAAGCAGCAAUAUCAAUCAAAGUGACGAGCGACAAUGAUCUCCAGAGAUGAUUCCAAAACGCUCUACUCGCUACUCAAUUCCGGCGACCUCCGCCCGUUCGAUCAGAUCUCCGGCGAUUUCUUCUCCAGUUUUCCGGCGUCACUUCACUUCAGACUCUGCUCUUCGCUAGCUAUCCUACUUGAGGAUAAAUCAGUGCUCAGAUCUUCACAACGCUUGGUGGCAUAUGCUAUACUAUAUCAGGCUUACUCCUCCCAAAGGCCUUCAUCAAACCCAUUUAUUUCUUUGCUUGUAGAUGCAGCCAGUGAUAAUGAUGCUGAGAAAUUUGAAAGGGCAUUUAUACUCCAGUUAUUAGGGUCCUCCGGCUCUACAAGUAUUAAAGAGGUUCUUAAGCAGACUGCCUCGGACUACAUAAAAUGUUUUGAUAUUGCAUCGCAUGCAUUCCCGCCACGUGAGCAGUUGCAGCAGCAAUUUUGUGAGAAAAUAAAUCCAGAACAAGAUCAUUGCUUAUUUAAGAGCAUCUCUGUCAAAAAUGUGGUGCCAGACCCUGAUGUACCCCGUGGUUGUGAUGUCAACUCAUCUGAGUUUGACCUGCAGCCUGGAGUCCAGCCAAAAAUUGGAGCUGGUGAUAGAAAUGAAACAGCUGCUGGGUUGCUGGAGAAUUUUUCAUUUCAAGGAUUGGGUCCUCAGUGGAUAAGGCCUCGUCCGCCAAGGCUCCCAGUACAGUAUGAUGAACUAGUUUGGCUCAACCCUGAUAACCAUCAUGAGCUUUUAUGGGAUAAUGGAAUGUGUGCUGAUACCAGCAAAGGGGCUGUAGUACGUGAUUUAAUUGCGAAAGCGUUAAAGGGGCCACUUGCGCCUACUCAACAAGAGAGAGUUCUGUUUGAGUUGGUUAGCGAUCCAAAGAUUGUAUAUCACUCAGGAUUGACACCAAAAAAGUUACCGGAAUUGGUGGAGAAUAAUCCUUUAAUUGCUGUUGAAGUCCUGACCAAGAUGAUUCAUUCAACUGAGAUUUCAGAGUACUUCACAGUUCUCGUUAACAUGGACAUGAGUCUUCAUUCAAUGGAAGUUGUCAACCGACUUACUACAGCUGUUGACCUCCCAACUGAAUUUGUACACAUGUACAUAACUAAUUGCAUAUCAUCCUGUGAGAACAUUAAGGAUAAGUACAUGCAGAACAGACUUGUGAGGCUUGUAUGUGUUUUCUUGCAGAGCCUGAUACGCAACAAAAUUAUCAACGUUCAUGAUCUUUUCAUAGAAGUGCAAGCUUUCUGUAUCGAGUUCUCACGGAUCAGGGAGGCAGCUGGUUUGUUCAGGCUUCUUAAAAGCUUGGAAUGAAUGAACUUCCCUUUUCCCCGGCAGCCUACAUGAUGUACAUUUUGUUGUUUUGGACAACCACCAUAUCUCAUUGUUGUGGUUGUGUACAAUAGAGAUUUCACAUUGUUUCAGCCUAUAUUUACCUAGGAUUUUCAGUUGAUCAAUAUUCAAGUGUAAGCAAUAAGAUGAUCCGGACAGUAUUCAUAAUAUUUGAAUAUUUGAAAGGUGUUAUGUUACAAAAAAGGCCAUAUGUCGAAAGGAGAUACCGAACUGAACCAAUAUAUAAUGCCAAUUCUUGACUUGGAUCUAGUCCAAGUCCUGAAGAAUUAUAGAAUGGACUGGAUUUUUGAAGCAAAAGUCGGGAUGGUAUAUAGCUUUGUAAAAUGGCGGUCUUUUUUCAUAGAUGUUCCUUUCCUUUUAA
Daucus carota subsp. sativus is the source of this 1791-nucleotide messenger RNA. RefSeq lists its product as uncharacterized. The record is from RefSeq and is a predicted model, not a curated record. NCBI's taxonomy places the organism in Eukaryota, Viridiplantae, Streptophyta, Magnoliopsida, Apiales, Apiaceae. Gene Ontology annotation, cellular component: CCR4-NOT complex. The transcript is spliced from 12 exons. Bases 90 to 1391 code for a protein of 433 amino acids.